Molecule: messenger RNA, 3201 nt
Organism: Anguilla anguilla (European eel)
Lineage: Eukaryota; Metazoa; Chordata; Actinopteri; Anguilliformes; Anguillidae
Gene: lrrc24
Product: leucine rich repeat containing 24
Exons: 5
Coding region: 1210-3027 (605 amino acids)
Molecular function (GO): protein binding
Source: RefSeq, a predicted model, not a curated record
GACGAGCAGGCUUGCUCCGAUGCUGGUUAGAGAGAUGUGAGCUGACGUGUGCCCUGGGAAACUGGCAGAGGCAGAGAUCAUUAUACACACAGACCUCGUCUCUCACCCAGGGCGAACUGCAUAAAAACACCCCCCAGAAGUGGGUCAAGCUGUCAUUACACAACUGCUGUCUUUCUACAGCCGGGUCCUCUUCUGCACGAACGCAAACACACACACACAAAGACAUGCGCACGUGCAGCCCUGCACACGCACAGACUCAUCUCUCUAUCUCUCUCUCUCUCGCACACACACGCACACACACUACGCAACAACACGCUAAAGGUAGGAUGCGAUGCCAGCUGGCAAAAUCCGACACGGAAUUCUGUCUGUGAAUGCCACUGCCGCUGUCCGUGGUCCUGAAAUUAGUUAUGUGGCCGAAUCACACAUAAUCUGACUUUGUACAAUACUAACAUGGAUUUCAGAAGCCGCGCUAGUAGUGACACAUCGCUCAGACUUCAGUGAAAUAAAAUAAACUUUGGUGAAAAAGUGAAUCUAAGUUUUAACGAGCUGUUCCAUUAUUUGCUUACUUUUUGAUUGUUCGUCAUUUCGGCAUACGCUUCGGGGAACACAAGCACCUGCCGAAAUGAAUGCCUUUGCUCAUUAAGCCGACUGGAGAAAGAAAGAGAGAAAGGGAGACUGGGGAGAGAGAGAGAGACAGAGAACGAGAGCAAGAGAGAGAGAGAGAGCCAAUCGAUGAAGGGGGUGGGUUAAUGGAACGAGGAUGCUAUACUACAGUACCGACGAGAACGCCGUGGGAGAACAAGAGUUUGAUAUGGAGAUUCUUCGUCUACUCCGUCAAUGCUGAGUUUCUUUAGAAGCUACGUCGCGCGGGCCUGCAUGUUUUACUCUUUUUUCCUUGCAUUGUUUAGUCCGGUCUGCGGACGGGAUUGCCGAGCAGGGACUAUCGGAUAUGGUGCCCGAACGGGAUGGAGCGCCGGCUCUGUAGGCGUCCAGGACGUUUACAGUCAACGGAAACAACACUGUCUGUCAUUUGCAUUCCGUCUUGUAUUGGUCUGAUCAGGGCCGAAAGAGUUUCCCCGAUUUCGUUGGAAUUUUGAAAAGAGCCUGAAUUCCGUGUUUCCCCCGGUGUUCGAUGCAAAGAGCUUCCCAGAGAAGAGAACUACGUCAGCUUAUUUCUGGUUUCCUGACUGGCCACGCCUCCUCGGUCUGAUGGCCCUCCCCCAGCUGUCCUGGAUCCUCCUCCUUCUACUGGCUGGCCACACCCCCAGGACUUUGAGUUGUCCCAUUGGCUGUAGGUGCUACAGCCAGACGGUGGAGUGCGGCUCUAUUGGACUCCGGGAGAUUCCUCCCGGUGUCCCGCCCCUCAUACAGACCUUCUUCCUCCAGGAUAACUCCAUCGGUCAGAUCCGGCUGCAGGACCUGUCCCGCCUGGGCCAGCUGCACUACCUGUACCUGCAGAACAACAGCAUCUCCGCCCUGGAACCCGGGGCCUUCCGCAGCCAGGCCCAGCUGCUGGAGCUGGCGCUCAACGGGAACCGCAUCCACCUGCUCUCCGCCCAGAUCUUCCAGGGCCUGGAGCACCUGCGCAUCCUGUACCUGUCCGGCAACCAGAUCACCCGCCUGCAGGACCACACCUUCCGCUGCCUGCAGCGUCUGCAGGAGCUGCACCUGCAGCAGAACAGUGUGGAGGUGCUGGGGGAGGAGGCGCUGGCCGGGCUCUCUUCCCUGGCCCUGCUGGACCUCAGCAGAAACAACCUGCGCACCCUCCAGCAGGGCUCACUGCGCCCCCUGGUGAGCCUGCAGGUACUGCGCCUCACAGACAACCCGUGGCGCUGCGACUGCGCGCUGCACUGGCUGCGGGGCUGGAUAAAUGGGGGGGGCCAGCGGCUGCUGAGCUCGUCGGAGCGGCGGCUGCUGUGCGCGGAGCCGCCCCGCCUGUCGCAGCGCAGCCUGGUGGAGGUGCCGGGGAACAGCCUGGUGUGCAUCCCGCCGGUGGUGCAGCUGGAGCCGCGGCGGCUCAGCGUGCGGCUGGGGGAGAACCUGCGCGUGUCCUGCCAGGCCUCGGGCUACCCCCAGCCCCAGGUCACCUGGAGGAAGCUGUCCCGCGGCCGGACGCCGCCCGGCCUGUCCCCCAAGGGCCUGGUGCAGGAGGCGGGGCCCGGGCCGGGGGCGGGGCCCGAGGCGGGGCCGGAGCUGGGGGGCGGGGUGACCGCGCGCCCGGGGGGCGGCGCUAAUGGGGGCGGGGCCGGAGAGGGGGCGGAGCGUUUCGACCGGGACACGGGCAGCGGGAUGCUGUUCCUAAGCAACGUGACGGUGGCGCACGCCGGCCGCUACGAGUGCGAGGCCUGGAACCCCGGGGGCGUGGCCCGCGUGACCUUUCACCUCUCCGUCAACGUGUCCUCGUCCGCCUCGUCCGCCGACGCCGCCGCCGCCGCCUCCCGGCCCUCGGGCUCCGCCCCCUCGUCCGGGGCGGGGCUCCGCCCCCGCGGCGCGGGCGUGAGCCAGGAGCCGCUGUACGUGCCGGAGAGCAUGGACUUCCGGGAGCUGAGCGCCGCCACGCAGACCGCCAUCGGCGCGGCCAUCUCCCUGCUGGCGCUCACCGCCCUGCUGCUGCUCGCCAUGAUCUACGGCCGCCACCGCCGCCGCCGCCGCCUCAAGCAGGGCCCCGCCGACGAGGCCGGCGUCCUGUACGUCAACGACUACUCGGACGGGCCCACCACCUUCGCCCAGCUGGAGGAGUACCGCGACGAGCGCGGCCACGAGAUGUACGUCCUCAACCGCAGCAAGCCCGUCCUGGCCCCGCCCCUGCCCCCGCCCCCGGCCCCGCCCACCCCCCGCGGGCCCACCCCCUCCCCGUCUCAGGACCUCGGGGGCGGGGUCGGGGGAGGGGGCGGGGGCGGGGCCGGGGGGGUGGGGCUGCGGAGGCCCGCGGAGGGCGGGGAGGGCGUGGCCGUGGACCCCGAGGCCCUGUUCCUCAGCCAGGGCCUGCUGUUCGACACGCAGAUGGCGUACGAGAUACACUGCUGACGGGCGCGCCUGAGCCCCGCCCCCUUUCAUAGCUCCGCCCACACUCCUGUGCCCCAGGGUUUGUGUGACAGGAGGCCAAGGACCCAGACUGUGAACACACACACACACACACACACACACUCACACACUCACACACGCACGCACGCACGCACAUGCACAUGCACACACACUCAC